Messenger RNA from Tympanuchus pallidicinctus (lesser prairie-chicken), 4294 nucleotides. RefSeq names its product plexin domain containing 1 (gene PLXDC1). The coding region runs from base 57 to 1529 and encodes 490 amino acids. The transcript has 14 exons. Lineage: Eukaryota; Metazoa; Chordata; Aves; Galliformes; Phasianidae. The record is from RefSeq and is a predicted model, not a curated record.
GCGGAGCCCCGUGCCCGGCGGGGGCUCGGCGGGUGCCGGCCGCGGGGGGGACCGCGAUGCGCGGUGGGGGUCUCAUCCUGCUCGGCCUCAUCGCGCUGUGCGGGCGGCGCGGUGCGCGGGGCGCAGGACCCCCGGAGGGGCAGCGUGGAGCCGGGCAGCCCCAGGGGACUCACAUCAGCCAGGACCUGGUGGGACGCAGUCUGGUCAUCGACACACUGCUGGACAACGAGACUCGCAUUGUGGAGGACAACCACAGCUACUACGUGUCCCGCACCUAUGGGCCAGGGGCUGCACGCCGCCAGGGGCUGUGGGUGGACAUGGCAGCAGCUGAUAGCAGCCACGUGAAGGUCCACGGGAUCCUCUCCAACACCCACCGGCAGGCCUCGAGGAUCGUCCUCUCCUUCGAUUUCCCCUUCUACGGGCAUCUCCUGCGGCAGGUGACCAUAGCAACUGGAGGUUUCAUCUUCAUGGGGGACGUCAUCCACCGCAUGCUGACGGCCACGCAGUACAUCGCGCCGCUCAUGGCCAACUUCAACCCCAGCUACUCCCGCAACUCCACCGUGCAAUACCUGGAUAAUGGCACGGUCUUUGUGGUACAGUGGGACAAGGUCUACCUCCAAGGGAAGGAGGACGUGGGCAGCUUCACCUUCCAGGCUGCCCUGCACAGCAGCGGCAGGAUCGUCUUCGGGUACAAGGAGAUCCCGGUGCCCGUCCUGCAGAUCAGCGCUGCGCAGCACCCCGUCAAGGCCGGGCUGUCUGAUGCCUUCAUGGUCCUCAACCCAUCCCCCGAGGUGCCGGAGUCGCGCCGCCGGACCAUCUAUGAGUACCACCGUGUGGAGCUGGACACCAGCAAGAUCACCAACAUGUCUGCUGUGGAGUUCACCCCGCUGCCCACUUGUCUCCAGCACCGGAGCUGUGAGGUGUGUGUGAGCUCCACGCUGACCUUCAACUGCAGCUGGUGCCACGUCCUGCAGAGGUGCUCCAGUGGCUUCGACCGGCACCGCGAGGAGUGGCUGUCCUAUGGCUGCGCCCAGCAGCCCCACGGCGAUGCCUCCAGCCCCGCUGUGUCCCCCCAGGCAGCUGCCAAGAGCUGUGAGGACUUAGCAGAGGACGACCGCUACUCGCCGCCCCCCGACGGCUCCUCCUCGCCGCUGGAUGAGGACAUCACCACCCCCACGGCCUCGCUCUUCAUCGACAGCCUCACUACAGAAGACGACACGAAGCUCAACCAGCACGCAGGCAGUGAAGGUGUGGGAAGCGACCUUCCUUCCGAUGAAGUGGGUGCCCCGAUUCACACCGGGACGAUCGUGGGCAUCGUGCUGGCUGUGCUGCUCAUUGCAGCCAUCAUCCUCGCUGGGAUCUACAUCAACAGCCACCCCACCUCCAACGCCGCCCUGUUCUUCAUAGAGCGAAGGCCCCAUCGUUGGCCUGCCAUGAAAUUCCGCAAUCACCCCAACCGCGCCACGUACUCCGAGGUGGAGGCAGGCAGCCAUGAGAAGGAGGGCUUCGUGGAAGCAGAGCAGUGCUGAGCACUUCUCUCCCUGCACCUCUGACCUGCCACGUCUCAAGUGUUGGAGUCUCCUGUUACCCUAUUGCAAAAUCUUUCCCCUGGUGGAAAAGAAACAGCAAGUCGAGGAAAAAGACCCAACGGAGCAUUGAAGAGAAGGAGUCGGGGCUCUUUCCUCUCCCAACCAAGCACCAGCUUCUCUUCUCUGCUCUGGAAGAAAGGAAAACCUGUUUUGUUUUAAGAGCAAAACCCUUCCAAGGAUUCACCUUCAGAACGUUUGUGAGCCGUUGGCUCUGAGGCACUUUCUGCCAUCCAGUUAGUUUACUCAGUUACAAGCUGUGACUCUUACCCGAAAGGAACCAGAGGCUGAAGGGAAAAAUCACCAUCUUGGGUUCCUUCAAAACAUCUUCGUGGCCACACAUCAGCAGGAGCAGGGGAGGUUUUGCAGGCAGAGGAUGGGGACGGAGCUCGGCCAUGGUGACACCUGGAGGUCGAUCCACGCUCACUCAUGGGAGCUUCCCAUAAUAAGCAGUGAAGGCAAACGUGCCUCGAUAUCAGUGCAAAUCUGAACAACGCUUCGUUAACAGCCUCGGAUUUGCAGCCUGCUGAAGUCAGUGGAUUUCCUAUGGCUUCUUUUUGCUGUGUCAGUGAUGGGCCCUUGGUCUGCACCCACGCUGACACCGUGGGUCCAGAAUCCGACCCUCUCUGAGGGGCUCAGCUCUGCACCUCCAGGGCAGCUCUGCCCUCUGUGCCACCCGGCUCAUGACAAGCUGCAGCAAUGCUCAGCCUGCUUCCAUCAGUGCAGUCCUGGGUCCCAAACUGGGGAGAGGUGGCACGAAAAUGAGAGAGAAGGCCAAAGUCCAACGUCAGGUACAGUUUUCUUCCUCCUACCAAAAAAAAGAGCAUUGGUUAUAUGGCUUUUUUGGUUUUUUUUUCUCCUUAUCUUUUGAUCCUCUGUUAUUUAUUCUGAUAUCAUCUUUGAAACAUAUUUUAUCCACUGGCUGGUUCGGCUGUCACCGGUGGCGAUGGCUGCCAAAGGCAGGGUCUGUCUAAUUAAUGUUUUCCUUCUCAUCUGCUGAAUUUAUAUAGCCAUUAAAGAUAAAUAUGGAUGCUCUGUGGCAUUUAGACCCUAGAUUAUACUUCCUCAUACGUAGCCACGAGGGAGACUUUUGCUGCAUCUUAUUAUGGCAUAAAGGCACCAAAUGCUUUCACAGGGAAAGCCAGGCUGGGUCGUGCCGAGUUGUUACGACCCAGGCAGUCUCUCUUCAGAUGUAUUUUGAAGACAAACCUUAUUUCCAAACAAAGCUUUCGAUGGGAAGGUGGUUUGUUCCCCUGUUUCCCUGAAGUAGAAAGAAUUCAGAGGAACGCUGUCAUUUCGUUUUUGCCCCGGAUGGUUAUGAGCUGGUAAGGAAUUUUCCCUGGAUUUCCACCUCUUCAAAUAAUGGCCCUAUUGGUAGUGAUUUCCUUAGUAUGCACACACAAGGUUUGUAGGUAUUCCUCUUUAGGUCUUUUAUGCACAACAAGGUUUUUAGGUAUUCCUCUUCCCCCACAGCCCCUAAGAUGCUAGGUAACAGCCAACACAUCUGAAAUGCUGCACGUUUAAAAGAAAAGAGACUUUAAAUGGAGUGCGAUGGAGCUGUAUAAAUCACUGCAGCCAGAACCUUAAAAGGGUUCCAAAGAGGAUCAGAUACUCAGGUGGAGAAAAACAACAUCCGAGUGCCAUAGCACGGAAGUGACUGAGAUACGUGGAGCGCGCUGCAGGACUGAUGUCGAGUUCUGAGUGCCUGCAGUCAGAAAGGCUUCAUUUUUUUGUUGUUUCUUUUCUUUUCUUUCUUUUUUUUUUUUUUGUCCCCUCCUUAAAGCAAAGCAGCCAAACCAAAGCAGGCUGUGCUGCGUGCUGUCAGGUGUGUGCUAUCAGCUCGACCCGGGGCACAGCAGUGAGGCUCUGCCUGCAGCCAUGCCCUGUGCUGGGGUCCUGGCAGGCAGCGCACAGCUCAGCAGCUCAGCAGGCCGUGCUGUGCCACCCAUCCAACCUUCCAGGAGCUCUGGGUGCUCGGAGCUCACACCUGGGAAGCCCACGAGCCAGCAGGCACCAACCUGCAUUUCCUUUGCACAUGGCACAGAAGAGGUCGUCUGUUAAAACCCAGCUGUCACGUUGCUGUUGCCUAGAAGAAAGAGAGCGAUGUCUCUACCAGCACUGCUCUCCUGCUGGCCCUGUGUGUCCCAUCACCAGCCUGGGACAGGGGCUCAUCCUGCCCUCGGAUGCUGAAGAACACGAUGAGGACAACCAGGACAUGAAAAGCAAACCCAGAACCUUUCCAUCACGGCUUCUCUCAAGAACUGAAGGCCUACCUUCCACAUACUUGAAUUUACAGCACAGUCGGACUCUUUAGGGGGACUAAAGGCACUUUAACUGUCUUUCAAUGCAAUGUAUUUACUGUGGAUUAUCUGCAUGGAAUAUAGUCUUAAUAUUAAAAAAAAAAAAUCUUCCUUUUUGGACUGCUUUGUUUUCAAAUUAAGGAUUAUUAGUUAUGCUUAUGCAGGCUUGGAAGCACAGCCUGAAUUAUUCUCAUCCUGUGUGCUUUUAAAGGCCUCUGUAAGAACACAAAGACCUUUUCUAAAGGCAUUUGGGUUUCAGUAAUAACACAUCUUAUCAGGAGGUGUUCCCAGGACGUAUCAAGGAUAAAAGGGCUGUAAUUGAGGUUUGCACCAAGGCUGUAAUUUUCUUCUAAUUUUAUCUGCUCAACUUGUUGAGGAUUUUAGAAGCCUUUUCAGCUCAAACAAUGA